Scedosporium apiospermum is the source of this 1605-nucleotide messenger RNA. Its product is annotated as Plasma membrane zinc ion transporter. Gene Ontology annotation, biological process: zinc ion transmembrane transport. The record is from RefSeq and is a predicted model, not a curated record. The transcript is spliced from 4 exons. Gene Ontology annotation, molecular function: zinc ion transmembrane transporter activity. NCBI's taxonomy places the organism in Eukaryota, Fungi, Ascomycota, Sordariomycetes, Microascales, Microascaceae. Gene Ontology annotation, cellular component: plasma membrane. The coding region runs from base 1 to 1605 and encodes 534 amino acids.
AUGAAUCGCCCAUCUCGCACUGAAGAUGACAUGGUCCAUCCGAACUGGAACCAGAACCCGCCGUUCCUUGCCCCCGAUUUGACUACUUGCGAGGACCUCAAUGGAAUUGCCAACUCGAGGAUGUUGAAGAAAGCGUCUGGAGGAUCGGUGGCUGCCUUUGGGUUAUUGGAGAAACCUGGGCUACGUGCUGAUUCUGACAGCGAAGCAGACGGGCGUGUCUGCCUUCGUCUGGAGAUUGUUCCUGUACAGGAACGUCUCCGCCGCCUAACACGCCAGUUUAUCAAAUCCAAGGCCUGGUCGUGGACCUGGUGGAUCUUCUCCGUUCUAGCUACAUCCUUCCUGCUGUCCUCGACUGGUAUCGUCGCCGGAAACGGCAGCGCACCCCAGGCCUCCCCCCCAACGGCCAAGGGCACUCUUGCCCCGCGAGUCCUCUCCAAGAGGGACGAGUGCGAAAAUGGCGGCGUCGACCCCAAGGAAUACAACGUGCCCCUGCACGUCGGAGCCCUGCUCAUCAUCAUGUUUGUCUCCUCGUUCGCCUGCGGCUUCCCCAUGAUUGCCCGGCGCUUCCCGGCCCUCAAGAUCCCGGACGCCUUCUUCUUCGUCGUCCGGCACUUCGGAACUGGCGUCCUCAUCGCCACGGCUUUCGUGCACCUCUUGCCCACCGCAUUCCUUUCCCUCGGAGACCCUUGCCUCUCGGCCUUUUGGGUCACCGAUUACCCCGCCAUGCCCGGCGCUAUUGCGCUGGGAGGCGUCUUCUUCGUCAUCGUCAUCGAGAUGGUGUUCAGCCCCGCCCGUCACUUUUCGCAUUGCGCACCCCCGGCUGCGGUCCUGCGACCCGUUGGCAUGGACACGGCUUCGUCGGCUGGUAAUAGGUCGCGCACCUCCCUCGACGAUGAUAUCAUUGAGCCUGACACUCGUAGUACCACGUCCCCCAUCAUCGCGAUGAGAGAUCGACGAAUUGAGGGUGGCGCAAACAAUAACAACAACAACCUCCCGGGCGAUAACCUCGCCCGGCGCGAUUCGGCCGACAAGGCCGUGCAGAUUUCUUCGCCCCUCGAUGAUGCCAACGCCGAGAUUGGCUUCUCUGCCCGGUUUCUUACGCCCGAGCAGCGAUUGAAGAAGGAAGUCUUGCAAUGCGUUUUGCUUGAAAUCGGCAUUUUGUUUCAUAGCGUUUUCAUUGGUAUGGCGCUUAGCGUGUCUGUUGGGAAUGACUUUAUCGUCUUGUUGAUUGCUAUUGCCUUUCACCAAACCUUUGAGGGUUUGGCUCUCGGGUCUCGCAUUGCUUGUAUAGAUUGGGCCGGUCACCCACACCGACCCUGGCUCAUGGCUCUCGCCUACGGCCUCACGACCCCCAUCGGCCAAGCCAUCGGCCUCGCCACUCAUUCCCUUUACAACCCGAACUCAGCCUUCGGCCUCGUCCUCGUCGGAACCAUGAACGCCAUCUCCUCCGGCCUCCUCGUCUACGCAUCUCUCGUCGAGCUCCUCGCCGAGGAUUUCCUCAGCGACAAAAGCUGGGAGAUCCUCCGCGGCAGGAAGCGCGUCAUUGCGUGCAUUAUUGUCUUUGCGGGCGCCUUUUUGAUGGGCCUCGUCGGCGCAUGGGCUUAA